Molecule: messenger RNA, 2450 nt
Organism: Nothoprocta perdicaria
Lineage: Eukaryota; Metazoa; Chordata; Aves; Tinamiformes; Tinamidae
Gene: MAP6D1
Product: MAP6 domain containing 1
Exons: 4
Coding region: 49-720 (223 amino acids)
Biological process (GO): cytoskeleton-dependent intracellular transport; microtubule cytoskeleton organization; regulation of microtubule cytoskeleton organization
Cellular component (GO): microtubule; cis-Golgi network; Golgi-associated vesicle
Molecular function (GO): calmodulin binding; microtubule binding
Source: RefSeq, a predicted model, not a curated record
CGAGAGCAGCUCUGCUCCGUGGCGGGGCUGCGGCGCUGCGCGGGGGCCAUGGCCUGGCCCUGCAUCAGCCGUGUGUGCUGCCUGGCCCGCUUUUGGAACCAGCUGGACAAGUCGGACCUGUCCGUACCACUCACCAUCCACAACUACUCGGACAUUGAGGAGCAGGACGAGAGCGGGGGCCCCGCGCCGCCCGACACCCUGGCUGUCAAGAGGUCGGGCAAGGGGGGCUCUCACAGGAAGGACCCGGCCGGGGCCGCCGCUGAGCCCUUCGCCGCCAAGACCCAGUACCAGCAGGACUUCCGAGCAUGGCCGCUUCAGAAGCGGGAUGCAUUCCCCUGGAUUGGCACCCGUGGCGACUGCAGGAGGAACGGGGCCCCUGGCACCUCGCAGCCCGCGCCAAGCGCCUCCGUCUACGUCCUGCCCGCCAGCGUCAGGGAGGAGAGGCUCGAGGCGAGCAGGUACAGCGGCUUCACGCAGCUAUGGCCCCGCUCACAAGGGGACAGCGGCCACACCACCUCAUACAGGCAAGAAUAUCGCCCAUGGACUGGAGCAAAACCAUCCAAACCUAUAAAGACAAAGCAAGGCUUCAUUAUCCCCGAAGAACAUUUUGUUCAAGAGACAAGCUACAAGGCAGAUUUUAAGAUUCCAGAAGCGAAGACCAAGUUCUCUCCCAAUCCUUCUGCUGUUUUCCAGGCACCAUCGCAGAUCCUCAACGUGUGAAUCUGGACCCCGUGCACAUCCAGGCAGCUUCAACGUGGGCUGUUAAGAUGUAUCACUAUGCAAUUUUUAUGAGGAGUGUUAUGAUCAAAGAACCAAUAUUAUCAAAAGCAGCUCCAGUGAUUAAAGAUACGUACACACACUUUCUGUUAACACACAAACUGCAAAGCACUUGACUCAGAACUGGCAAAACACUCAGCAAGGAGUGACCUAGAUUUUCACAGAAACGGGUUCAUUACUAUGCCAGCUGGUAUUAUAUGAGGAGAUUGACUUUGGGCAACAAAGCCUGUAUUGCAGGCAACAUUCCUACGCUUAACUACACAGGCUAGGAGGGAAAAUUCUCACAAACAGGAUAGAUAAUUAAAACCAAAAAGAGUCUUAUUUAACAACACCCUCUAAAAUAGGCCAGUGAAAGAUCGGAAGUGUCUGGCUGACUUCUGAGCUUCUUGGUUUAUUUUUCUUUUUUAAGAUAGGAAGCUGGAAAGCUGAGUAUUUCCAAAACUGGACAAUUGACAGAGAAGCAAGAGGGGACUGAAUUUCUGAAGAUAGCCCUGAAAAUAAGGCACCAACUUGGUUCAGAGAUUAGAGCAUGGAUGGAGUCAGCUAGAUACCGCCAGACUCCUCAGGAGCAAAUGUAAAACAUUUAUGUAAUUUGUAGAGUUGUGCUUGGGGCAAGUGUAAAUACUGUACAUGGAUUUUAGCUAAAGCAACUUAUGAUCCUUUAAUGAAAAGGAUAUGCUUGUACUUUUAGUAAAUGUUAACUCUUUGCAUAUGCAAGGUAGAAAAAUAUAUUGCCUUGAAAUUCCUGAAUUAUUGCCUGUAUAUGGUAAUGCUAAUACUAAGAACAACCAGAAGUGAAUGUUACGUAGAAACUUUUAAAAAGUAGAAUGUAAGACAUCCUUCAUUUCUAAGAUAGUCUAUCUGAAGUGUCAUUAUCCUAAAGCUGAUUUUUUAGACCGACGUGGAUUUAACUUUUGCUGAAGUAUUUGUGUUUUGAGAAACCCUUUUCUAAGCCUUUGUUCAUCCUGUAGUAGGUUUCAAGUUUCUAUCUCAAGGAUUUAUGUAACAUUAUUAGUCCACUACUUAUUUAAUGCUUUUCCUAAUUACUCUAGGGGAAAACAAAGGAAAUAGAAAAGCUUUAACUUUGUGUAUUGGAAAUAUGUCUGCUAGAAUGAAAGGAAACUGUAUCAUCCAACUUGAAUAACGAUCAUUCACCUGUAAUGAAAUGUACUUCAACACAGGAGGAUUUUUUCCUUAACCUUCUAGCGCUAGUCAAAGUCAAAUUUACUGAACUUCUGGGACUCUGCAAACACAUAUCAAUGGCUGAUAACUCCUAUAAGAACAAUUUUUGAACUGCUGGCAUGUGGAUUAUACUUGAAACUUAUGCAGACUGCAUCUUCUCAUUGCAUUAUGUGAUGAUUUAAAUGGAGCCAUCUCUGUUAGUUAUUUGAACAGGACUUAAGAAUUUAGACUAAGCACAACUACAGGUAAUAUCCUCAGUAAGCUGUUUGGUGGGGGGACAAGGAAUGCAAUUUCUCACACUUGUCCUUUCAUUUGGACCCAGAGGAACAUACAGUAACACCAGUACUUGCCAAAAAAAUUUUCUGUAAAGUCUCAUUUUUCAGGAAUUUCACCGAACCAUUCAAAUUCGACUACAGAUUUUGCAUGUUAGAUGUUUCUAAGAAAGAAUUCAAUUUGCUUGAUUAAUCACUUUAUAAUGUUUUUAACAGUUC